Molecule: messenger RNA, 1427 nt
Organism: Asparagus officinalis (garden asparagus)
Lineage: Eukaryota; Viridiplantae; Streptophyta; Magnoliopsida; Asparagales; Asparagaceae
Exons: 8
Coding region: 249-1427 (392 amino acids)
Source: RefSeq, a predicted model, not a curated record
AGUUCAGGGGUGGCUUGUCAAAUCUUCAGACGGCCCAAAGCUUAGAGGGUCUCCUGUAAUUAUUUUUCAAGUUCAAAUGGGACACAAAUUACAGGAAGAUCAGGGAGUUUUCAUGAAAUUUAGCAAGAAAACAGAGACAAAAGAGUCAACCGCAGCAGCUACUACCAUCUUUUGCUCAGAAGAAGCGAGAGGGAAAACAAGAAAAACAAGAAAAAGAAACAGAAAAUCCCAAUUCCAUCAUAUUAGAAAUGGAAAAUUUGGCACAGAGGCGUCUGCAAUCGAUCGCUCGCCACUUCAUCUCUCAAGAACUCGUCAUUCACGAUCUCAGCCCAAACCCUGCAAGUGCCGCAGUUUCACCGUCGCCGGUGAUCAUAGGUGGCAUGGUGUUGGAUGUCCACGCGAAGCCUCACAAGGGUAAAGAUGCAAUCCCUGGAACUACAGCCCCCGGAAUGGUUAAGUUAAUACAUGGAGGAGUAGCACGAAAUGUAGCUGAAUGCAUGUCAAAGCUGGAAACCAAACCUUUCAUUGUUAGUGUUGUUGGAAUGGACCCUGCAGGAGAGAUAUUGUCGAAACACUGGGAGUCAGCCGGACUUUCUACCGAAGGAAUUCUAAAGACUCGCAGUGCUGCAACUCCUGCUGUAUCAAACACAUUUGACUAUCGAGGGGAGCUUGCUGUGGGUGUAGCAAGUGUUGCAGCAGUUGAAAGGUUUGUGACUCCGGAGAUCAUACAACAGUUUAGACACACAAUAUGUUCUGCGCCAGUGUUAAUGGUUGAUGCAAAUUUGCAUCCUAGAUCACUUGAAGCUGCUUCAAAGGUAGCAGCAGAAGCUGACAUACCAGUGUGGUUCGAGCCUGUCUCAGUUGCAAAGGCUACAAGAAUUGCAUCGGUUGCCAAAUAUAUAACAAUUGCUUCUCCGAAUGAAGAUGAGCUUAUUGCUAUGGCAAAUGCUUUAUCUUCUGAAGAAGAAUUUCGAGCUAUGAAACAGAAGCUCACGAGAAUGAAAGAGGAGUCAAUAGAUUCAUCUUUCCAUAUUCUAAAACCGGCUAUAAGUCUUUUGUUAGAGAAGGGAAUUAAAGUGCUAGUUGUGACUCUUGGUGCCAAUGGCAUAUUCGUAUGUUUCAGAGGGGGAGCCACUUUUGUUAAGCACCCCUUAAAGAAUUGCAGAACUCCAGAUUCUAAAAUGCAUCUUUAUAAUCUUAUGCAUAAAAGCCUUCCUCCUAAGUGGUACACUAGUUUUCUGAAUUCUGGUUCGAGUGGUUCUCGUUCAUAUGCCUUUCAUCUUCCAGCAUUUCCUGCAACGGUGGUGAGCCUUACUGGAGCUGGUGAUUGCUUAGUUGGUGGAAUACUUGCAUCAAUUUGUAAUGGUUUGGAUAUGAUGAAAAGUGUGGCCAUUGGUAUUGCUGUUGCAAAAGCUACAGUUCAGUAG